Messenger RNA from Yamadazyma jaroonii, 573 nucleotides. NCBI's taxonomy places the organism in Eukaryota, Fungi, Ascomycota, Pichiomycetes, Serinales, Debaryomycetaceae. The record is from the annotation of a GenBank genome assembly.
AUGACUGAAGAAAUUGAUAUUUAUGCUAACAAAUUAAAAUUCAAAUUAAAAGAUGCUUAUUACAAGUUAAACAAAGAUGUCAAUGUCAAUUCCCUUAAUUCCCUUAAUUCAUCAACCAAAUUAAUCAUUACACCCUUAUCAUCUAAGAAUUUAAAAAUCUUACAUUCUAAGAAUUUGAAUAGAAUGAAAAGAUUACCAUUAAAAUCAUCACCAUUAAGAUCCAAAAAUUUCAGUAAUUCUAUCAAUAUCAACUUGGGAAAGAUUUCCAAACCAAAGAAUUUGAAGUUAUUUUCCAUAAAGAAAGAUUCCCAAUUUUAUAAUAAUUCAUUAAAUUCUGUAUCGAAGAAUUUACCUUUAAUACCAACUAAUUCUUUCACUACGUCAUUUAACUCCACAUCAUUCAAUAGUUUCAAUUCAAAUGUAAAUAAUACUAGUUUAAAGGAAGAGUUACCACCAAUCAACAAGAUUUUAAAGACUCCUUUAAAAUUAUCCAAAUCUCCACUUAAGGAUUUCACACCAAAUUCUUUGAAUGUGGCAAAGAGUUUAUUACAAUUAGGUAGUGGUUAUUAUUAA